AUGGAGCCGGCAGCCGGCGGCCCUGGCCCGCUGAUCAUGAACAACAAACAGCCCCAGCCGCCACCACCUCCGCCACCGGCAACCGCGCAGCCUCCACCCGGAGCCCCGCGGGCCGGCGGAGGCCUCCUGCCCGGGGGCAAAGCCCGGGAGUUCAACCGCAACCAGCGCAAAGACUCGGAGGGCUACUCCGAGUCUCCAGAUCUCGAGUUUGAAUAUGCUGACACGGACAAGUGGGCUGCAGAGCUCUCAGAGCUUUACAGCUACACAGAAGGGCCGGAAUUCCUGAUGAAUCGAAAAUGCUUUGAGGAAGACUUCCGGAUCCAUGUAACAGACAAGAAAUGGACCGAGCUGGACACCGACCAGCACCGUACGCAUGCCAUGAGGCUCCUGGAUGGCUUGGAAGUCACUGCCAGGGAGAAAAGACUCAAGGUGGCUCGAGCAAUCCUCUACGUUGCCCAAGGCACCUUUGGGGAGUGUAGCUCAGAGGCAGAGGUGCAGUCCUGGAUGCGCUACAACAUCUUUCUGCUCCUGGAGGUGGGCACGUUCAAUGCUUUGGUGGAGCUUCUGAAUAUGGAGAUAGACAACAGUGCCGCCUGCAGCAGUGCGGUGAGGAAGCCGGCCAUCUCCCUGGCUGACAGCACAGACCUGAGGGUACUGCUCAACAUCAUGUACCUGAUUGUGGAGACCGUUCACCAGGAGUGUGAGGGCGAUAAGGCCGAGUGGAGGACCAUGCGACAGACCUUCAGGGCUGAGCUGGGUUCCCCCCUGUACAACAACGAACCAUUUGCCAUCAUGCUGUUUGGGAUGGUGACCAAAUUUUGCAGCGGUCAUGCCCCUCACUUCCCCAUGAAGAAAGUUCUCUUACUUCUUUGGAAGACAGUGUUGUGCACACUGGGCGGCUUCGAGGAGCUGCAGAGCAUGAAGGCCGAGAAGCGCACCGUCCUGGGCCUUCCCCCGCUGCCUGAGGACAGCAUCAAGGUGAUCCGCAACAUGAGGGCCGCCUCCCCGCCGGCGUCUGCCUCAGACCUGAUUGAGCAGCAGCAGAAGCGGGGCCGUCGGGAGCACAAGGCACUGAUAAAACAGGACAACUUGGAUGCCUUCAACGAGCGGGAUCCUUACAAGGCUGAUGACUCUCGAGAAGAGGAAGAGGAGAAUGACGAUGACAACAGCCUGGAGGGGGAGACAUUCCCCCUUGAGCGGGAUGAAGUGAUGCCUCCCCCACUGCAGCACCCUCAGACUGACAGGCUUACCUGCCCAAAGGGGCUUCCGUGGGCUCCCAAGGUCAGAGAGAAAGACAUUGAGAUGUUCCUCGAGUCCAGCCGUAGCAAGUUUAUUGGUUACACUCUAGGCAGUGACACGAACACAGUGGUGGGGCUGCCCAGGCCAAUCCACGAAAGCAUCAAGACUCUGAAACAGCACAAGUACACGUCGAUUGCAGAGGUACAGGCGCAGAUGGAGGAGGAGUACCUUCGCUCUCCUCUCUCGGGGGGAGAAGAGGAAGUGGAGCAGGUACCCGCGGAAACCCUUUACCAAGGCUUGCUUCCCAGCCUGCCCCAGUACAUGAUCGCGCUGCUGAAGAUCCUGCUGGCUGCCGCCCCCACCUCGAAAGCCAAAACAGACUCAAUCAACAUCUUAGCAGACGUCCUGCCUGAGGAGAUGCCCACCACCGUGUUGCAGAGCAUGAAGCUGGGGGUGGAUGUGAACCGCCACAAAGAGGUCAUUGUUAAGGCCAUUUCUGCUGUCCUGCUGUUGCUGCUCAAGCAUUUUAAGUUGAACCACAUCUACCAGUUUGAAUACAUGGCCCAGCACCUGGUGUUUGCCAAUUGCAUCCCUUUGAUCCUAAAGUUCUUCAAUCAAAACAUCAUGUCCUACAUCACCGCCAAGAACAGCAUCUCUGUCCUGGAUUACCCUCACUGCGUGGUACAUGAGCUGCCGGAACUGACUGCUGAGAGUCUGGAAGCAGGUGACAAUAACCAGUUUUGCUGGAGGAACCUCUUUUCUUGCAUCAAUCUGCUUCGGAUCUUGAACAAGCUGACAAAAUGGAAGCAUUCGAGGACCAUGAUGCUAGUGGUGUUCAAGUCGGCACCCAUCUUGAAGCGGGCCUUGAAGGUGAAACAGGCCAUGAUGCAGCUCUACGUGCUGAAGCUGCUCAAGGUGCAAACCAAGUAUUUGGGACGGCAGUGGCGGAAGAGCAACAUGAAGACCAUGUCCGCCAUCUACCAGAAGGUGCGGCAUCGGCUGAAUGACGACUGGGCGUACGGCAAUGAUCUUGAUGCACGGCCCUGGGACUUCCAGGCAGAGGAAUGCGCCCUCCGUGCCAAUAUCGAACGCUUCAACGCCCGGCGGUAUGACCGAGCCCAUAGCAACCCGGACUUCCUACCUGUGGACAACUGCCUGCAGAGUGUCCUGGGCCAGCGGGUGGACCUCCCUGAGGACUUCCAGAUGAACUACGACCUCUGGUUAGAAAGGGAGGUCUUCUCCAAGCCCAUUUCCUGGGAGGAGCUGCUGCAGUGAGGCUCCUGGGCAGGGGACUGACUUCAAAGGAAAGAAGGGGUGAUCUGGAGGGGCCCCAGGGGCUGUCCCAGU
Messenger RNA from Puma concolor (puma), 2586 nucleotides. RefSeq names its product striatin interacting protein 1 (gene STRIP1). Gene Ontology annotation, cellular component: cytosol. Gene Ontology annotation, biological process: cytoskeleton organization. The record is from RefSeq and is a predicted model, not a curated record. NCBI's taxonomy places the organism in Eukaryota, Metazoa, Chordata, Mammalia, Carnivora, Felidae.